CUAAAGUUGGUAAGCUAUGCUAGAUUGUUCUCACUAAAAGUGCAUUUUUUACGCAGUUACAUGGUAGCUAUUGAUGUGAUAUCAUCCUCAAAAAUAGCAUUUGGAGCAACUUAAUUAUUUGCGAACAUUUUCUAAGAUAUUGUAAAGACUACUUGUGGAAGAAACAUAUUUAUCACUAAUCAUGUCUUCAGGCCCUAAUAUUGGAAUCAAUGGAUUUGGACGUAUUGGACGUUUGGUGCUCAGAGCUGCACUUGAUAAAGGACUUAAAGUUGUAGCCAUUAACGAUCCUUUCAUUGAGCUAGAUUAUAUGGUAUACAUGUUCAAGUAUGACUCAACACAUGGUAGAUUUAAUGGAGAUGUCAAAACUGAGAAUGGGAAACUUGUUGUAAAUGGCAAUCCCAUUAGUGUUUACCAAGAAAUGAAACCAAGCAACAUUAAGUGGGGUGACGAGAAAGCAGACUAUGUUGUUGAAUCUACUGGUGUAUUUACAACCCUUGACAAGGCAAAGGCUCACGUAGAUGCUGGUGCUAAGAAGGUCAUUAUUUCAGCGCCUUCUGCUGAUGCUCCCAUGUUUGUGAUGGGAGUAAACCAGGACAAAUACGAAAAGUCCAUGUCUAUUGUCAGCAAUGCCUCGUGUACAACCAACUGUCUUGCACCUGUUGCCAAAGUAAUCAAUGAUAACUUUGGAAUUGUGGAGGGUUUAAUGACUACUGUGCAUGCUUACACAGCCACACAAAAAACAGUGGAUGGACCUAGCGCCAAGAACUGGCGUGAUGGACGUGGUGCUGCUCAGAAUAUUAUUCCAGCAUCAACCGGCGCUGCUAAAGCAGUGGGCAAAGUCAUCCCAGACUUGAAUGGCAAGCUCACUGGUAUGGCUUUCCGUGUACCAGUUCCUGAUGUAUCCGUUGUGGAUUUGACUUGCCGACUUAAGAAGCCAGCAACAUACGAUGAAAUCAAAGCUACCAUUAAGGCUGCAGCUGAAAGUGGCCCAAUGAAAGGAUUUCUGGGAUACACCGACGAUCAGGUGGUAUCCCAAGACUUUUGUGGCGAUAGACGCUCUAGUAUAUUUGACGCUGGUGCAGGAAUUGCCCUUAAUGAUUCUUUUGUUAAGCUGGUUACAUGGUAUGAUAAUGAAGUUGGUUACAGUCAUCGUGUUGUUGAUCUGAUUAAGCACAUGUAUGCAGUAGACAACUAGAAGAUGUGCAGUGUUUUAAAUGUGUGAAUCUCAAGUAUAUGUCAAUAUCAUGGGCUGUUGUUUUUUUAGUUCCGUAGCAAUAAAUCGCCAUUACCAAAAUUAAAAUGUUUGUAUUAAUACAUUACUUAACUUUUUCAAAUAUCAAGGGCUAGAAAUGUCAAUUAUUUCUGUAAUUUACACGAUGGUUGGCUAACAGGUUCAUCCAAUAAUUUAUUUUUGUUGAAUAGAAAUAGUUGUAUAUUUGAGAUAGUUAAAUUGUGUAUUAGGUUAAAAAUCGAAAUAUCUGAAGUGCUGACUGAAUUAAAACAUGUGAAAUCUGUAGUUGUUACUGCAUUGAAAAUAGUUAAAUUCUACUGUAUAAUUUCUGUCAACUGUAGUGUGUGAUGCAAUAAACCUGCUUGGGCUAAAAACCUACCUA
Molecule: messenger RNA, 1613 nt
Organism: Saccoglossus kowalevskii
Lineage: Eukaryota; Metazoa; Hemichordata; Enteropneusta; Harrimaniidae
Product: glyceraldehyde-3-phosphate dehydrogenase-like
Biological process (GO): glucose metabolic process; glycolytic process
Cellular component (GO): cytosol
Molecular function (GO): NADP binding; NAD binding; glyceraldehyde-3-phosphate dehydrogenase (NAD+) (phosphorylating) activity
Source: RefSeq, a predicted model, not a curated record